Messenger RNA from Rhagoletis pomonella (apple maggot), 331 nucleotides. RefSeq names its product dystroglycan-like. The annotation marks the transcript as partial. Gene Ontology annotation, molecular function: laminin binding. The record is from RefSeq and is a predicted model, not a curated record. The transcript is spliced from 2 exons. Gene Ontology annotation, cellular component: dystroglycan complex; dystrophin-associated glycoprotein complex; sarcolemma. NCBI's taxonomy places the organism in Eukaryota, Metazoa, Arthropoda, Insecta, Diptera, Tephritidae. Gene Ontology annotation, biological process: axon guidance; nerve development; morphogenesis of an epithelium.
AUAUAUAUUUUUUGUUUUUUAGGUGAUGAGGAGGAGCGUAGAUCAUUCCGAAAGAAAAAUAUACCGGUAAUUUUCCAAGAUGAGUUGGACGAGAAGCCUGAGAUCGGCAACAAAAGCCCAAUUAUAUUGAAGGACGAAAAGCCACCAUUGCUGCCACCAUCUUACAACACCUCCAAUAUGAAUGGUGAAAACGAUGUGGAUGAAUACGUACCACCGCCAGCUGUCGUGGUCGGCGGUCGUGAAGCGAGAGGGAAAUCACCAGCCACGCCUUCUUAUCGGAAACCGCCACCAUAUGUUUCGCCAUAAAUAUGUGAAUUAAGUGUCAAACAUU